AUGGCCACUCCAUUCCAACACCACGCUGCCGCUCAGUCGACAUACAAGCCCCCUUUGAUCGCAAACGAGAAUGCCUUUCUGGGUGAUGUUUUCUCCAGUGAAAAAGAAAACCCCGAAAAACCCAUCUCAUGUGGCUUCUACCGUCUCGAAGAAGGCACCCCCCUUGUCUACGAAUACACCUACGACGAGAUGAAGAUCAUUGUCGAGGGCGAGUUUCAGAUUUCUGAUGAGACGGGACAAACUGUGACUGCGAAGCCUGGAGAUGUGUUUUAUUUCCCCAAGGGGUCGAAGAUCACCUUUACGACCGAGUCGUAUGGAUUAGGAUUUUUCACUGGACAACGGGCUCUGGGUGCUGCUUAA
This is a messenger RNA of Aspergillus wentii DTO 134E9, 360 nucleotides long. Its product is annotated as cupin domain-containing protein. NCBI's taxonomy places the organism in Eukaryota, Fungi, Ascomycota, Eurotiomycetes, Eurotiales, Aspergillaceae. The record is from RefSeq and is a predicted model, not a curated record. Bases 1 to 360 code for a protein of 119 amino acids. The transcript is spliced from 3 exons.